Colletotrichum acutatum is the source of this 645-nucleotide messenger RNA. RefSeq names its product Alpha/Beta hydrolase protein. The transcript has a single exon. The annotation marks the transcript as partial. The record is from RefSeq and is a predicted model, not a curated record. Lineage: Eukaryota; Fungi; Ascomycota; Sordariomycetes; Glomerellales; Glomerellaceae.
GUCGAUAUCGUCCUGGUCCAUGGUCUCAAUGGUCACCCGAAAAGUACAUGGACUUCGUCUUCGUCUCCGUCUCAACUUGACGAAGGUGUGUUCUGGCCCACAGAUCUACUACCGCAGUCCCUGGGAAAGACCCGCGCCAACAUCUUGGUCUAUGGCUACAACGCAGACGUCUAUACAACCGGUAAAAGCACAAGUGCAAGUGACAACUUCAUCUACCAACAUGCUCAGACACUGGUGACGAACCUCACCCUCUAUCGCAAAAGUGAGCGCACGGACAAGAAUCCCAUCAUCUUCGUCGCACACAGCCUGGGUGGCAUUCUUGUUAAGCGAGCCCUCAUUUAUUCCAAUGACUUGAGAGACAAGAACCAAGAAGAUGCCAGAUCUAUCUUCGUCUCCACCUUUGGAAUCAUCUUCCUGGGCACGCCACACACCGGAUCUGACAUGGCAACAUGGGGUAUCGUUUUGCAAAAGAUGGCAGACGCCAUUGCGCCCAAGAAAAUGUUUGAGAGCGAGUCGGUACUCCUCAAAACCUUGAAGAAGGACAACGAGACUCUGCAAAACAUCAAUAGCCACUUCCUCGACUUUUACCAGCGUUUCAAGAUCCACAUGGCCCAUGAGAACCACAAGACUGAUAUCAGAGGAACG